UUCACUCACCCUGCACAUCCUGGUGUUUCACUGGAAAGGUACAUCCCAGACAUGCUGCUGGCAGCGCUCCUGUUCCUGCUCCUGCCACCCCUCACCCUCUCCCACGAGGUGUCCUGGACGUACCAAGGAGAAGGAGAGCUGGAUGAAGAGCACUGGGGACAGCAUUUCCCAGCCUGUGCUGGCAAGCAGCAGUCCCCCAUUGACAUCCAGAGGAGGAAGGUGAGGUACAACCCCCAGCUGCAGCUGGAGCUGGCUGGCUACGAAGGGCCCUUGCAGGGCCACUUCAGGAUGACCAACAAUGGGCACUCUGUGCAGAUCGACUUGCCAGCCACCAUGAGCAUUUCCAGAGGGCUGCCAGGCCGGUACAGAGCCGUGCAGAUGCACCUGCACUGGGGGGGGCUGGACCUGGAGAGCAGCGGCUCCGAGCACACCAUUGACGGCAUGCGCUACUUCGCCGAGCUGCACAUUGUCCACUACAACUCUGCUAACUACUCCAGCUUUGAAGAAGCCAAGGACAAGCCCCAGGGGCUGGCUGUGCUGGCCUUCCUGUACACGGACGGGCACUUUGAGAACACCUACUACAGCGAGUUCAUUUCCAAACUGGCAAGGAUCAGGUUUGCAGGUCAAUCUACAACACUCAGCUCCCUGGACGUCCAAGCCAUGCUGCCAGAAAACCUCUCACACUUCUACAGGUACCAGGGCUCCCUCACCACGCCCCCGUGCUCCGAGAGCGUCAUCUGGACUGUCUUCCACUCCCCAAUUGUGCUGUCACACACCCAGAUCCAGCUCCUGGAGAACACCCUGCUGGACUGGCACAACCGCACCCUGCGCAACGAUUACCGGCACGCGCAGCCGCUGCAGGGCCGCGUGGUGGAGGCGUCCUUCCCAGCCCAGCGUGCCCAGGCACAGUGCCAUCCCGAGGAGUUCACCCUCAGGCUGGAUCAAAUCCAGAUGCAGCUGCAGGACUUGAAGGCAGAGUUGCUGCAUGGACUGAGCCACACAGGUACAAAGCCCAGCACCUUUCCAGCUUUCUACUUCCCUGUGGAGAACAUUGAGAGCGUUGUGGAGGUGCAUCCCCUCCAUCCUGUGUCUCUCCACGCCUUCACCCUGUGCUUCUGGAGCAGAGCCCAGCCCGUUGGCAGCCAGACCAUCCUCUCCUACUCCACUGGGGAGAGUGACCACGAGCUGAGGGUGACCGUGGGCACCGAGCUGGGGCUGUGGGUUGGGGGACAGUUCCUGAGCUUCCCCCUGCAGCACGAGGCUCGGGGCUGGCUGCACCACUGCGUCACCUGGGGCUCGCAGCAGGGCACGGCCACGCUCUGGCUCAACGGGGCGGCUGGCAAAGCCAGGAGCAUGCAGAAGGGCUAUGUGAGCCAGCCUGGGGGGAUUCUGGUGCUUGGCAAGGCCAGGGAUGCCCUGCUGGGCACGUUCUCUGACGGGUUUGCAGGGUGGAUGAGCCAGGUGAACGUGUGGAGCCGGGUGCUGGGCGCCGCGGAGAUUCGGGCGCUGGCGCUGUGCAGAGCGGGGCUCAAGGGGGAUGUCAUAGCCUGGGGACAAACACCCAUGGCACUGCUUGGAGGGGUGCUCCUGCAGCCUGACACCAGCUGCCAGUGAGCACAGCCUUUGCUGCUCUGGGGGCACCAAGAGAAUCCCAGCUGGUGGUUGGGAAAAGCUCAGACUGUCUGCUUGCUUCUCCUCCUGGUGCUGCAGGGUGUUUUUCCAAAACCUCCAUCAGUGAGAUAAAGGCAGAAUCUGCACCCUGGGUUGUUACAUCCCUCCCAGGGUUGAUUUAGGCUCACAUACACAGAUUUUUUUUCAUGCCAAAGAGCUGCUCUCUGGUCAAAGGAGCUGCUUUCUCAAAUAAAAUUUCUUUCCCAUCCCUCACCCAGUCUCAGUGUCUCACCCUCCUUCCUGCUUGUCCCCCCUCCUGUUUGUCACCACCCCAGGAGCAUGUGGAGCU
This is a messenger RNA of Catharus ustulatus (Swainson's thrush), 1960 nucleotides long. RefSeq names its product carbonic anhydrase 6 (gene CA6). Bases 52 to 1614 code for a protein of 520 amino acids. Gene Ontology annotation, molecular function: zinc ion binding; carbonate dehydratase activity. The record is from RefSeq and is a predicted model, not a curated record. The transcript is spliced from 10 exons. Lineage: Eukaryota; Metazoa; Chordata; Aves; Passeriformes; Turdidae.